This is a messenger RNA of Chara braunii, 799 nucleotides long. The record is from the annotation of a GenBank genome assembly. NCBI's taxonomy places the organism in Eukaryota, Viridiplantae, Streptophyta, Charophyceae, Charales, Characeae.
CCGGUGUCUUUUGACAUCCUCGACACCAAGUUCGACAUGAUUCUGGGCAUGUCUUGGUUGCGUAGCGCCGAUCAUCCGGUGAACUUCCAUGACCGAGCCGUUCACAUCCGUGAUCAGAACGGAGUGUUAGUCCCAUGUACGGUCGCGACCCCUCACACUUCGAUUGCUUGUCACGUGGUUUCCGUUGCGCCGACGCCAUUGCUCGGAAUGACGUCGAGGAGAUGGGUCUUGUAUUCUUGCAUGCUCUUCCCUCCCCGGACGGACCAGCUGCGUUACCGCCGGACCCACGCAUUUCUCACCUCUUGGACGAGUAUAGAGACGUCUUCGAGGCUCCCACCGGAACGGUUUCGGAUCGGCCCAUACGUCACGGGAUCACUCUCGAGGCUGGCGCCGUCCCUCCGCGUGGAUGUAUCUACCGCAUGAGCGAAGAGGAACUCGAGGUGCUUCGCGCACAACUCGAUGAUCUUCUCAACAAGGGUUGGAUUCGCCCUAGUUGCUUGCCAUACAGAGCACCUGUUCUCUUCGUCCGGAAGAAGAACAAAGAUCUACGGUUAUGCAUCGACUAUCGGAAACUUAACGCACAAACCGUAAAGAACGCCGGCCCUCUCCCUCGGAUUGAUGAUCUCCUUGAGCGGUUAGGCGGCGCGACGUACUUCUCCAAGUUGGAUUUGAAGUCAGGUUACCACCAGAUUGAAAUCCAGCCUCAAGACCGGUAUCUUGGUUUAUAGUAGGACGUUGGACGAGCACAUCGUACACCUUCACGUUGUUUUGAAUCGUUUGCGACUAGCCAAGUACAAAG